Messenger RNA from Schizosaccharomyces cryophilus OY26, 2089 nucleotides. Its product is annotated as F-box protein Pof13. Bases 533 to 1744 code for a protein of 403 amino acids. The record is from RefSeq and is a predicted model, not a curated record. The transcript has a single exon. NCBI's taxonomy places the organism in Eukaryota, Fungi, Ascomycota, Schizosaccharomycetes, Schizosaccharomycetales, Schizosaccharomycetaceae.
CCGUUAAAUGCCUAGCAAGACAAUGGUAUUGGUCUUACGAAUUAAAUGACUUUGUCACAGUUUUGAACAUGAAAAACAGAGAAGCAUGAGAUAAUUUGAAAGAAGAUUUCCGAGAAUAAGAAAAUGUUUAUUAGUUUGAGAACAGUUUGAUCCAGAUGGUUUACCUACCUUCCUUUGUCUAUCCUCUUCCUAUAUUUCUAUUAAUCUUACACAAUAAGACACUAGUUCAUUCCAUGUUUGACACAAAGUUAUUUUUUCAUUCUUUAAAAGAAGCUUCAUAGAUCUUUAUUCACCAAUUAAGUGCAGUUUUCAGACCUGAACCUGUAUUCUUAAAAACCUCCCAAUUCUGAGCGUUCGUAAAAAUUGAAGAACAAGGAUCCAAAAAAGGACAUUUUGAGAAAUUGAGUUGAAAUUCAGCAUUGUGAGAGAUAAUUCACUUACAUCGGUCUGCGUUUUUGGCUUAUAAAGGAAAUUGGCUCUAAGUUGUAAGUAACCACAAUUUAAACCAUUUGCUUGCGAUAUACCUUCUCAAAUGGAAUUAUCUUCUUCUAUUUACGACAAAGAGUUGGAGUAUACAACGAAAAGCCUGACAGCUCUUUCUAUACAGAAACAUGAGGGAUCUGUUGAGCCGGGCCAAAGUAUCUCCAAAAGAUUUCUCACUAAUCGUGAUAUUUGGUCUCUCAUUGUUCACUACCUUGACGUUUUUGAUCUGUACAGACUUAUGCAUGUCAAUCGACACUUCUAUCAUUGGCUUCAAAAAUGUCGUCUAGAGGAAUGUCGAUUUACAGAUGCGAGCCCUACGGAGCUUCCCUACCAAAAAACCAUUUCUGCUGCAAAUGAUGAACUAUGGGCUUAUGAAAAGCAGUUAUAUGGAAGACCCUCCAUCUUACGGCCGCAUAUCCAAGAUCCAUUUGUAUGCUCUAUGCUUGAAAAAUUCCAGGGACUAAGUACUAUCGUGCUGGAUGGUACCGGCAUCAAAAGUUCCACAGUUGCUUUUAUUUUAUCAAACAUACCUACUCUUCGGACGCUUAGUAUACGCUGGUGUCAAGGGGUUUCAGUAUUAAGCCUUCUUGAGCUUUUGCAAGCUGUAGCAAAAAAUAAAGUUUUCUCGCUUGAAAGGUUUUAUGUUAUGGGUAUCGAUGGCUUAGAACUACAAAAACCUUUACUACCCGACGGUACAGAAGACGACCGAUUAACUAGCAAUUGGCAUAGUCGAUUAGUUGUAUUUCAGAGCGCUUUGGAUCAAAUGACAACGACACAUGGACGUCCCAUAGAAACUGACGUACACCGAUGUCCUUUGAACGCAUGCAAAAUAGCCGAUCAAGAAAGUGAACUUGCAGAUUCUUACAUGCUUAAAGUACUUCCCCCUUGUGUAUAUUGCUCACAAAAAUGGUCAAAACCACUUUGUCGUUAUUGCAUUGACCUAAGACGGUGUAUGGUUUGCGGUGCCUUUAUUUGUCCUUCAUGCUUGUCUUUGGAUUUUGAUUUACAAAUGCAAGCAUUUGCUCGUCAACAUCGUGUCAUUUCUACUUUAACAGAUAUUUACCCUGAACGUGAGGAUACCUGCUAUCAUAAAACCAGAGCCAUAAAAUGGCACCAGUUAAGUCCGAGAUCCCUUGUUUUUCAAUUUCAGGAACAAAAUCAUAUUCAUCACCGUCGAAUUCGUCGAAACCUUCUUCUGAGUGGGUGGUCUUGGCCUUCUGCGGUGAAAGUAAUCCUUGCUCAAGAACAUUCAAGUCGGUAAUUUUUUUAUUUCUUUUGAAUAAAAAUUAAGGUGCCCUAAGCCAUCACAAAUUUGGUAUUUCAUUCAUGGUAAUGACUAUUGAUUCUUUUUGUUCUUUCUAUUUAUGUCUAAGUGGACUUGGAUACGCGUGUAGUAUUGCCGAGAAGUGUCCUCUUUAUUUAUAUUCGAAAAUCUAGACUUUCCUCAACUCUGCACCUGGUUUACUCAAAUUACUGCUAGAUUUGACUCGUCGGAUUUCUUCUGUUAGCUGCAUUCUCACAAGUGAAUUCGAGCUUCAAGUGCCACGAAAUCGAAGAAGUACUUGAACAGUUUUCAAGACUAUUUAAUUUAAAAAAUUAUACGAAA